Notothenia coriiceps (black rockcod) is the source of this 972-nucleotide messenger RNA. Its product is annotated as zinc finger BED domain-containing protein 5-like. The record is from RefSeq and is a predicted model, not a curated record. The transcript is spliced from 2 exons. Lineage: Eukaryota; Metazoa; Chordata; Actinopteri; Perciformes; Nototheniidae. The annotation marks the transcript as partial.
GAAGAAAGUGCCGUUGUCAAAUAAUACUGUGUGCCAUCGGAUCGACGACAUGGGAAUUGACAUUAUUGACCAAGUGGUGGAAAGAUGUAAAGCGUCUGGUACGUUCGCUUUGCAGUUGGACGAAUCAACGGAUGCCAGUGGGGAAGCACAACUGAUUGCGUUUGUGCGUUACAAAGACACUUUGGAGAUGAACGAGCACAUUCUGUUUUGCAAGAAACUCACGGGGAGAACUACCAGACAGGACGUUUUUAACGUUAUUGACAAUUUUUUCUCUCAACACAAGCUGGAUUGGAAAUCCUGCUCUUAUGUGUGCACAGACGGCGCUGCGGCGAUGACCGGCAGAGUAAAUGGAUUAAUGGCCCACAUAAAAAAGGUAAACCCUGACGUUACAUGGACGCACUGCAUGAUUCACCGAGAAGCAUUAGCGAGCAAGAGAAUGAGUCCAGAGUUAAACGAUGUUUUGAAUGAUGCCGUAAAAGUGAUCAACUUCAUACAGUCCAGGCCUUUGAAUCAUAGACUGUUUCAGUCACUUUGUGAAGACGGUGGGUCAGAACAUAAACAGCUCCUGCUUCACACUGACGUCCGCUGGUUAUCCCGAGGGAAGACGUUACAGCGGCUGUUCGAGCUACGCAAUGAAGUGAGGGCAUUUCUGUCGGAGCACACACACCCACUUGUGGCUAUGUUCGACGACGCUGACUGGGUAGCUCGGCUGGGAUACCUCUCUGAUAUUUUCAGCAAACUCAACCAGCUGAAUCUCUCUCUUCAAGGUAAAGACACAAAUGUUCUAGCUUUACACACACAUUUGUCCAAGCUCAAGAAUGAGUUCAACUCCUACUUCCCUGAUAUUGACAACAAGUCAUCCACACUGGACUGGGUGCGUAAUCCAUUUGUGACGUGCAUUAACAGCAACAUUCCCGCCAGACUGCAAGAAGACCUCAUAGAUGUGUCCUCAGAUAGGAGCCUGAAGAUGAG